Scleropages formosus (Asian bonytongue) is the source of this 2484-nucleotide messenger RNA. It is a transcript of the gene yars1, whose product is annotated as tyrosyl-tRNA synthetase 1. The coding region runs from base 223 to 1809 and encodes 528 amino acids. The transcript has 14 exons. Gene Ontology annotation, biological process: tyrosyl-tRNA aminoacylation. The record is from RefSeq and is a predicted model, not a curated record. Lineage: Eukaryota; Metazoa; Chordata; Actinopteri; Osteoglossiformes; Osteoglossidae. Gene Ontology annotation, molecular function: ATP binding; tyrosine-tRNA ligase activity; tRNA binding.
AUAUAAGUGGUAUACAGUGUACAUGGUAUUUGAAGCUGUUCCGGAGAGCGGGAGGGAGUUUGCCUUCUCGCUGCUGAAGACGAUCUUGUUCGAACGCCGCGGUCCGCGCGACGCUGAUGCAACGCCGCAUCAAGGGAGUGAGUGACUGGUUGAGCGAGCGCGCGCCGUGGCUCGCGGCAACGCAACGUGUCCGCAGUUGACCAGACAGUGGAGAGAGCAGCCAUGGGGGAGCCGCUGGGUCCGGAGAAGAAGUUUCACCUCAUCACGAGGAACCUGCAGGAGGUCCUGGGUGAGGAGAAACUGAAAGAGGUCCUAGGGGAGCGAGAGCUGAAGGUGUACUGGGGCACGGCCACCACCGGGAAGCCGCAUGUCGCCUACUUUGUACCCAUGUCAAAGAUCGCAGACUUCCUGAAGGCAGGCUGCGAGGUGACCAUCCUGUUUGCCGACCUUCACGCAUACCUGGACAACAUGAAGGCCCCCUGGGAGCUGCUGGAGCUCAGGACUCAGUACUACGAGCAGGUGAUCAAGGCCAUGCUGGAGAGCAUUGGGGUUCCCCUGGACAAGCUCAAGUUCGUCAAAGGAACGGACUUCCAGCUCAGCAGGGAGUAUACUCUGGAUGUGUACAGACUUUCGUCCGUGAUGACGGAACACGAUGCCAAGAAGGCUGGAGCAGAGGUGGUGAAGCAGGUGGAGCACCCCCUGUUGAGCGGGCUUCUCUACCCCGGCCUGCAGGCCUUGGAUGAGGAGUAUCUCAAGGUGGAUGCUCAGUUUGGAGGAGUGGACCAGAGGAAAAUCUUCACACUGGCUGAGAAGUACCUCCCCUCUCUUGGUUAUGCCAAAAGAGUCCACUUGAUGAACCCAAUGGUACCUGGACUCACAGGCAGCAAAAUGAGCUCCUCAGAAGAGGAGUCCAAGAUUGACCUCCUGGACAGGAAGGAGGACGUGAAGAAGAAGUUGAAAAAGGCCUUCUGUGAGCCAGGCAACGUGCAAAACAACGGUGUGCUGGCGUUUGUCAAGCAUGUGCUCUUCCCACUGAACUCAGAGUUUGUCAUCAAAAGAAGCGAGAAGUUUGGCGGAGACAAAGUUUACACAUUGUACGAGGAGGUGGAAAAUGAGUUUGCACAGGAGCUCCUUCACCCUGGUGACCUGAAGGCUUCAGUCGAGGUGGCUCUGAACAAGCUGCUGGACCCCAUCAGGAAGAAGUUUGAGAGCCCGGAGAUGCGGAAGCUGACGGGCCUCGCCUACCCAGACCCAUCAAAAAGCAAGGGCGCUAUGAAAGGAAACCCCAAAAACUCAGAUGAUGAGGAGAUUAUUCCAUCCAGGCUAGAUGUCCGGGUUGGGAAGGUCAUCAGCGUGGAGAGGCACCCUGACGCAGACUCACUGUACCUGGAGAAGGUGGAUGUGGGUGAGGCGGAGCCCCGCACGGUGGUGAGUGGCCUGGUGGCGUAUGUGGCCAAGGAGGACCUGGAGGACCGGCUGGUGGUGCUGCUGUGCAACCUGAAGCCCCAGAAGAUGCGUGGUGUGGAGUCCCAGGCGAUGCUGCUCUGCGCGUCCAUAGAAGGGGACCCACGAAAAGUGGAGCCCCUGGACCCGCCUGAGGGCUCUGCACCGGGGGACCACGUCUUUGUGGAGGGGUACAAGGCUGGAAAGCCUGAUGAUGAGCUGAAGCCCAAGAAGAAGGUGUUUGAGAAGCUACAGGUGGACCUGAAGAUCUCCAGCGAGUGUGUGGCCCAGUGGAAGGACAAGCCUCUGAUGACCAGACUUGGUCAGAUCACCUGCAAAAUGCUCAAGGGGGGCAAUAUCAGUUAGAGCCUCCACACCCCCUCCUCUUCUCACAUCUCCAUUACAACCACGCUCUCCCUCAACCAGGUCUGAAGCUGCUCAGGAAGGAAUGGGAAAAGUCCAUUAAUGCUGGGUGUGGCCUGGGUUAUUAAACCAAAUAAUGCCAUGAUUAACCCUUCAUCCCGAUCGCUGACUCUCAUUGACUCCGAAAGGUAAAGUGUGUGAGGCACCUGAUGCCAGACUGCCUGGUCGUGACACCUUUGUGGUUGUCCAACAUGACUGUGACACAUUUGCUACCGUGGCUUCGUCCAGUGACCAGACAUCGCAGUCCUGUGUUUGGUUUCAUGCUUCACUAUCAGACCUGAUGUUUCAUUAUUGCCUUUCAGCAAACCACUCAACCCCCUCAUCACCACCCCAUCAGAUGGGCAUCCUUUCCUUCCUUUGCUCAUUCUCCCCUCUUAUUCCAUGUCCCUCUCCACAGUAUCGGAAUUUUCACAGACCACCUGCUUCUGGAACAUUCUGACAAUGGAGGUUCUGGGUUGAAUGAGCUGUGUUGUUGGGUGGCGGGGGGGCACAUGCUGGGCGGCAUGUGGUUGUAAUAUCGCUUCGGUGUCUCUUGAGCCCUAAGGCCGCACUGUAUCGAUCAGUCUUAUCAUGUUAAGCACACUGUAAAAUUCAAUAAACGCAACUGUCUGGCUCUUA